Physeter macrocephalus (sperm whale) is the source of this 2164-nucleotide messenger RNA. It is a transcript of the gene NPTN, whose product is annotated as neuroplastin. The record is from RefSeq and is a predicted model, not a curated record. Gene Ontology annotation, cellular component: axon; plasma membrane. Gene Ontology annotation, biological process: homophilic cell-cell adhesion; axon guidance; dendrite self-avoidance. The transcript is spliced from 8 exons. Gene Ontology annotation, molecular function: cell-cell adhesion mediator activity. NCBI's taxonomy places the organism in Eukaryota, Metazoa, Chordata, Mammalia, Artiodactyla, Physeteridae. The annotation marks the transcript as partial.
CCUGUCACUGCAUUCCUGCUCCCCCUCCCUCUAGCUGGGUUUGUCAAGUCGCCCAUGUCAGAAACUAAGCUCACUGGGGACGCCUUUGAGCUGUACUGUGACGUGGUCGGGAGCCCCACGCCAGAGAUCCAGUGGUGGUACGCAGAAGUCAACCGGGCAGAGUCUUUCAGACAGCUGUGGGACGGUGCUCGGAAGCGCCGUGUCACCGUAAACACCGCCUACGGGUCAAACGGCGUGAGUGUGCUGAGAAUAACCCGGCUCACCUUGGAGGACUCUGGGACUUACGAGUGCAGGGCCAGCAACGACCCCAAGAGGAAUGACUUGAGGCAAAACCCUUCCAUAACAUGGAUUCGAGCCCAGGCCACCAUAAGCGUCCUUCAGAAGCCAAGGAUUGUCACCAGUGAAGAAGUCAUUAUUCGAGAAAGCCCUGCGCCCUCUGUCACCCUGCAGUGUAACCUCACCUCCAACUCUCACACCCUUACAUACAGCUACUGGACAAAGAAUGGGGUAGAACUGACUGCCACUCGUAAGAAUGCCAGCAACAUGGAAUACAGGAUCAAUAAGCCGAGAGCUGAGGAUUCAGGCGAAUACCACUGUGUAUAUCACUUUCUCAAUGCUCCUAAAGCAAAUGCCACCAUUGAAGUAAAAGCUGCUCCUGACAUCACUGGCCAUAAACGGAGUGAGAACAAGAAUGAAGGGCAGGAUGCCAUGAUGUACUGCAAGUCAGUUGGCUACCCCCACCCAGAGUGGAUCUGGCGCAAGAAGGAGAACGGUAUGCCCAUGGAGAUUGUCAAUACCUCUGGCCGCUUCAUCAUCAUCAACAGGGAAAAUUACACUGAGCUGAGUAUCACAAACCUGCAGAUCAUAGAAGAUCCUGGCGAGUAUGAAUGUAAUGCUACCAACUCCAUUGGCUCUGCCUCCGUUGUCACCAUCCUCAGGGUACGGAGCCACCUGGCCCCACUCUGGCCCUUCUUGGGAAUUCUGGCGGAAAUCAUCAUCCUUGUGGUGAUCAUUGUUGUGUAUGAAAAGAGGAAGAGGCCAGAUGAAGUUCCUGACGACGAUGAACCAGCUGGGCCAAUGAAAACCAACUCUACCAACAAUCACAAAGAUAAAAACUUGCGCCAGAGAAACACAAAUUAAGUACUACUUGUAAUAUCUUUAGGUUCCUGAAACUGGUGGCAACAUGACCUGCUAAAUUUUCUGCUUGUACCUCUUUGGUUCUUUCCCUUUCAAGUGAGCAGCACCAUGAUGACUGUCUAAAGCAUGCCUUAUUUAGCCUCUCCUGUAAGGGUGACCUAGCCAGGUACAUUUUAAACAAUGCUUCAGUGUAGAGGGUGUAAACUAUUUUGGGCUUGAUGUGCUGUGAAUGUUGCUUUUUUUUUUUUUUUUUUUCCCCCCUUUGGUAGAAUAUUUAAAUAGAAGUAAAAAGGUCCUCUGAGGAUCAGAUCAUGCAUGCACCGUUUUUUACUUAAUGCAGCUGUUAAAUUGGCAAAGCUCUAAAAUGCACUGCUGCCAUCUAGUGAUACAUUUUUGUAAAGUACAGCAAAACCUACAGAUAUAUACAGUAUAUAAAUAUAUAUAUAUAUUUAUAUUUUUGGGGGUGGGAGAAAUCCAAAAUAAAAUAAAUGCUUGUUUCAUUUUUAAGCUGCUGAUACUCAUUCCUUACUGUAUGUUGUCAGAUGAGGAAACUGUUCAGUUCUGGUACAUAAAGAUGAGUAAUAUAAACUGAAAUCUAUAAUUUUAAGGGCUUAACCUAUGACUUUGAUAAGAAGCUGGAACAGACCACUGAAUGGAUAUAAUGAACUGCAGUAUAUAUGUAUGAUUGCUUUUUAAGUGAUUAUUUUUUCUUUUGUUAAAUCAUGUAAAUUCUUAAAUCCUUUUGCACUGAUGUGUUGAACCUAAUUGUACAUUCAAUUAAGGCAAACUUUUAUAAUUUACCUUUUGUUUUCAAUGACCUUGAAAUGUUACAGCAUGGUAUUCUAUGCAACUAGUUAUACUUUGAGGUUGACACUGUAUUUUUUCAUUGAUUUUCACACCCGGCAGGGUUCUCACACACGGUGCGUAAUGGUAGAUGCAUGUACUUGUGUUUUCUGUAAUUGUUGAAGUGCAAUGAUGUAUAAAAAAGUGGAUUCACCUGUUUUUAAAAAUAAAACUGAUAAAAGGU